AUGGCUGCCUCAAAACGGUCUUCCUGGCUCUCCUCCACUCUUGCAGUUUAUGCAAUUCUCUGCUUCUCCAUCCCAGCAAACGCCCUCUACUUUUACGUGGAUGGCCGUCAAACAAGAUGCUUCUAUGAGGAGCUUCCCAAGGACACCCUCGUCGUCGGAACUUACUCCAGCGAGGUCAUUGACCAGACGUCCGGCACAGGCACAUACGCCGUCGACCCGUCGCUGAAGAUGCUCAUCACCGUAGACGAAGUCUUCGACAACGAUCACCGCGUGGUUAACAAGCGUGACUCUCAUGCUGGCCGAUUUACCUUUUCAGCUGCCGACCCCGGAAACCACAAGAUUUGCCUUACGCCGGAGACAAAUGCCGCUACGGGCGGGUGGCUGUCCGGUGCUCCUGCUGGUGCUGUUCGAGUGACGCUUGACAUGGCAAUCGGUGAGACGAGCAAGAUCGAGAGCGAGGAUAAGGGCAAGAUUUCGGAUCUGGUACAGCGGGUGAAGGAUCUAAACAGCCGGUUGCAGGAUAUCAGGCGAGAGCAGGUGUUCCAAAGAGAACGCGAAGCCGAGUUCCGUGACCAGUCUGAAGCGAUCAACUCGCGUGUUGUCCGCUGGACUCUAAUGCAGCUUGCCGUGCUAUCCGUCACAUGUGCUUGGCAAUUAUCCCACCUUCGGUCCUUCUUCAUCAAGCAGAAGCUGACCUAG
Messenger RNA from Aspergillus nidulans FGSC A4, 699 nucleotides. RefSeq names its product emp24/gp25L/p24 family protein. NCBI's taxonomy places the organism in Eukaryota, Fungi, Ascomycota, Eurotiomycetes, Eurotiales, Aspergillaceae. The transcript is spliced from 3 exons. The coding region runs from base 1 to 699 and encodes 232 amino acids. The record is from RefSeq and is a predicted model, not a curated record. Gene Ontology annotation, cellular component: membrane.